This is a messenger RNA of Sinocyclocheilus grahami, 489 nucleotides long. RefSeq names its product DENN domain-containing protein 1B-like. Gene Ontology annotation, biological process: endocytosis; endocytic recycling. Gene Ontology annotation, molecular function: phosphatidylinositol phosphate binding; guanyl-nucleotide exchange factor activity. The annotation marks the transcript as partial. Gene Ontology annotation, cellular component: cytosol; intracellular membrane-bounded organelle. The record is from RefSeq and is a predicted model, not a curated record. The transcript is spliced from 6 exons. NCBI's taxonomy places the organism in Eukaryota, Metazoa, Chordata, Actinopteri, Cypriniformes, Cyprinidae.
UUUGCCCUGGUUUGAGGUCUUCUACAAACUUCUGAAUAAUCUAGCCGACUACUCAACGAAAGGACAGACCAACGAGAUGAAGGAGCUACUCUCAGUCCUCUACAAGCACCCCAUGCCUCCGGCCAAUGGCUCCAUCACGCUGCAGAUGGGAGGGAAGCUAAUGAUUGGAAGCCAUAUGCCUGGCAUCUGUGGACACGUCCCUAAAGGGGAGGAGUCAGAGGGGAUCCCGUACUUCAUCGCGCCAGAUCCCAAAGCCCUGCCCUCUAUUCCAGAGAGUAGGAACCUGACAGAGCUGGUGGUGGCGGUGGAUGUGGGAAACCUGUUACAGCUCUACGCCAGCAUGCUGUUUGAGAGACGGAUCCUCAUUUACUGCAGCAAACUCAGCACUCUGACGGCCUGCAUACACGCAUGUAACGGGAUGCUGUACCCCAUGUACUGGCAGCACAUCUUCAUCCCAGUGCUGCCUCCUCAUCUGCUGGACUACUGCUG